Messenger RNA from Acipenser ruthenus (sterlet), 6664 nucleotides. Its product is annotated as AF4/FMR2 family member 2-like. The transcript is spliced from 22 exons. Gene Ontology annotation, biological process: regulation of RNA splicing. Lineage: Eukaryota; Metazoa; Chordata; Actinopteri; Acipenseriformes; Acipenseridae. The coding region runs from base 211 to 3957 and encodes 1248 amino acids. The record is from RefSeq and is a predicted model, not a curated record. Gene Ontology annotation, cellular component: nucleus; nuclear speck. Gene Ontology annotation, molecular function: G-quadruplex RNA binding.
CCUGCCUCUCGGAGCCAGCAAAGCAGGCAGGCAGGCAGAGGCAGUCGGGGCUGUAGCGUUCUCUCACCGAGUGUGUCAGCUCGGCUGAACACGUACAGUACAGCUAGUUACCGUUCACAGAACACGCACGCAGUUGGUGUGUAUGCGGGCUAGCGCACACAUUGAGUGGGCACCGGUUCCUUAUUUAAUUCAGACUGCGGGACAGCAGCCAUGGACCUAUUCGAGUUUGACUUCUUUAGGGAUUGGGAACUGGAGCAACAGUGCCAUUACGAGCAGGACCGCAAUGCACUGAAGAAGAAGGAGUGGGAACGACGCACCCAGGAAGUGCAACAAGAUGAUGAUCUCUUCUCCUCUGGGUUUAAUCUGUUUGGAGAGCCGUACAAGACAGAGGCGUCAAGUCAAUCCACUUUGGGGGGGACCUACAAUCCAGUCCAGGUUUUAAAGACGAACAAGGGAGACGCCCUAGCGAACCGCGUCCAGAACACGCUGGGGAACUACGACGAGAUGAAGGACCUGCUGACAAACCACUCCAACCAGAGCCACCUGGUGGGCAUCCCCAAGAACUCCGUCCCCCAGACCCCUGUGGAGAAGGCGGAGCAGCAGAGCUUCUUCCCCGAGGGCCAGAGGAGUAGGCUGGCCCCGUCCACUUCCAUGCCCCCUCCCCCCUCCUCCUCCUCCUCUUCCGGCCCCCUCACCAGCUCCUCGCUGCUGCACACUUACCAGAGCAGCAAGAAGUCCCGCUCAUCAGACUGGUCCCGGGGCGGACAGUUAGGCCAGGCCAGCGGUCAGCAAUGCAGCCGGACAAAGCACAGUAGCUGUUCCCACGAGCCGCCCCAGAGAGGGUGUGAGGACUUGUGUAGCAGCCGGGGCGACGUGCACAAAGGGGACUCCAGCCCGGCUGCUUCCUCUUCCCACUCCAGGAGACACGCUCACUCCUCCAAGUCUGCUGCUGGAGACCACGCCUACAAGGAAAGCACACACUCCAAGUCACCCAUGGAGCUGGACUUCAGCUCCCACGGUUCGAACUCUCCCGUCCCUUCGACGUCUCUCAUUUCCGGUGGGCUUUCCACUCCAAACUUCCCGCCCGCGCUGCACUCCAAGCCCAGCAUGGUCCAGCAAAAGCCCACCGCCUAUGUCAGGCCGAUGGACGGCCAAGAUCAGGUCCCCAACGACUCCCCCGAGCUCAAACCAGCCAUGGAAAUCGGGGAUAGCUAUAGCAACCCACCUUUCGGAGGCCUGCUGGAGGGGAAAGCCAGUGCAACGAAUGCAAAGAGCAAGCUGCCAAAGCUGACUUUACCUCAGUCUGGGGAGGUCAGCCUUUCGAAUGACUCAAGCUGUGUUGAAGAAAUACUGCGGGAGAUGACCCACUCAUGGCCGCCACCAUUGACAGCGAUUCACACUCCUGGAAAAGCAGAGCAGACCAAGUUCCCUAUUCCAUCCAAGGAGCCCCAGCAUCUCCCCUCCGGAUACAACGGACCAAAACGCAGCGAUGCUCCCAACAAGGCUGCAACCAAGUCUGUGCCACAGAAGUCAAUGCUGGAGGAUGAUCUGAAGCUCAGCAGCGAUGAUGAAGACAGCGAGCAGACUGCAGAGAAGACCAAGCCUAGAAGCACUCCUGUAAAUCUCCCCGUGCCUCCCACACGCACAGCAGAGUCAGGCACCUCGGGAAGCUCCAGCGAGUCAGAGAGCAGCUCGGAGUCGGACUCAGACAGCGAGAGCAGCUCCAGCUCCAGCGAGUGCAACGAGGGCUCCCGCAGUGCCACCCCCGAGCCAGAGCCUCCAUCCACAAACAAGUGGCAGCUGGACAAGUGGUUGAAUAAAGUGACCCCCCACAACAAGGCUCUGAUCAACAGCCAGACUGAAGGCCAGGUGCUGGCCGGUGCUCAGUCCGAGGACAGUCGGCAGAAUGAGGGACCAGGCCAGGGCAAGGGGAAGGCCAGCGAGGUGUUGUCUCAGCCUGAGGUCAAGGAGCGGGCCUUGCUCAGCCCCAUCAGGGAGAGAGCCAAGCCCCGGACAGGCCAGAAGACCCUGGAGGGCAAGAGCGGCAAGCUCAAAUCCCCGGCACACGUGGAACUGGCCCCUCCCCGGAGAACCACUGGGAAGAAGCAGCCCAAGAAAGUGGAGAGGGCCCCCAGCGUGGAGGAAUACAACUGGCCCAAACCCAACAACCCCAGCUCCACGCCAAAGGAGAAGGAGCCGCCGCCGCCCCUGGAGCAACCCAAAGCCAGGAGUAAGGGGGGCAGCGGCAAGAUGGCCCCGCGGAAAGAGCAGAGGUCCAACGCGGCAGCGGCGCCUCCCCCAGACAAGAAGAAGCACAGGGGGGUGAGCAAGAUUGUCCCCAAGUCCAAGGAGUUCAUCGAGACUGAAUCGUCUUCUUCAGAGUGCCAUUCAGACCAGGAGGAGCUGGUUAAACUCUCUGCUCCCUGCCUGGGACCGAGCAUCGCCGGCAGCUCGCUCAAACCCAAGGACUGCAGCAGCAAUAACCUGAGCGUCAGCAGCACUUCAAUAGACCCGGCCGGCAGUGACUUACUAGACGAGCACUUCUUCUCCCCCGCCCCCAUGGUCCAGAAUGAACUGCUGUCUCCCUUGAGGGAAUUCGAGGAGAUCAAGUCAUUGUGGGUGAAAAUCGAGCUGAGUUUUCUGUCUCGGAUACCCGGGCAAGACCCCCCAGAGCCGGACCCUGUGAAGCCUGAGCCCAAGGACUCCAACCUGAAGCACCGGCGGCAAACUCCAGCUUCGACAGCCACCGAGAAACCCCCCAGCAAAUCCAAGAGGAAACACAAGUCUGAGAAUUCAGAUGCACUCAGUGGCAAUAAGAAGCUACGGUUAGAGAAGGCCUCGGCGUUGCUCCCCCCUUGUAUUUCUCCAAUCCACAGCCACAAGCCCACCAGCACUAAAGACUCCUCCAAGAAGCAGCCCAGGAAACGUGAGGAGAAGCUGCUACCCCCCCCUCUGUCCCCGCUCUCCGAUGAGCCCCUCCACAGUGAGAGCAGCUCCUUCAGCCAGGAGAACAGCACCUCCUCGCACAAGCACCGCAAGGGAGACAGCAAGCCCGCCGCGCACACCAAGGCCCAGGAAGAAGAACCUCUUAGCAGGUCCUGCAGCAGUUUCCAUGGCAACGGGCAAACGGAGCCUGACCUUUGGUCUACCCUAUCGCCAAUGUUGACAGAGCCUCGGAGGCCAAAAUUGACGUUUGAUGACACACUUCACAAUGCAGACUACUAUAUGCAGGAAGCCAAGAAAUUAAAGCACAAAGCUGAUGCACUGUUGGAGAAGUUUGGCAAAGCUGUUAAUUAUGCAGAUGGCGCCCUGUCCUUCAUCGACUGUGGGAACGCGAUGGAACGAGAUCCAUUAGAAGCCAAGUCUCCAUACACCAUGUACUCAGAAACAGUGGAGCUCAUCAGGUAUGCAAUGAGGUUAAAGAACUUCACAGGCAAAUCUUCUACAGUAGCUGAUAAGAAGCUGUCUGUUUUAUGUUAUCGGUGUUUAUCGCUUCUCUACUUGAGAAUGUUUAAACUGAAGAAGGAUCAUGCAAUGAAGUACUCGCGCUCCCUCAUGGAAUAUUUCAAGAACUCUGUGAAGAGCUCCCAAGCACCGUCGCCCUGGGGAGGCAAUGGGAAAAGCACAGGCACCCCGUCGCCCACGUCUCUGAGCCCCUCUCCGGUCAGCUCUGUGUGCAGCAGCGCGGGCACUGGGGGCUCUUCCUCCUCGGGCAGCAUCGCCAUCCCCCAGCGCAUCCACCACAUGGCCGCCAGUCACGUCAACAUCACCAACAACAUCCUGCGGAGCUACGAGCACUGGGACACCGCCGACAAGCUGUCCCGCGAGAGCCGAGAGUUCUUUCAGGAGCUGGACUCAGUGAUGGAACCACUGACCCAAAACAGCAGUAUGACCAGCCUGGUCCGCUAUGUCAGGCAAGGACUGCACUGGCUCCGUAUAGAGGCUCACUUAUUAUAGUGACCGGACUACUGCGCUGUAUAUUAUACAUCUUCAUCACUACCUCUACCAGCGUACCGACCCUUGCCCGCCCACGCACCCCACCCCAUCAGCCACCCACAGCAUGGACAGCACUUCCAGCAGCAUCGCCCGCACAGGGGGCUCUGUGUGAAGGUCCUCUUGGUACCUUUUUGUUUUGUUUUUGCCUCACUGCUUUGGGGUUUUGAGGUCCCUCCUGCUUCUACUGAGUGUUGCAUUCUAAGUGUAUACAGCCCCCCCCCCCCCCCCCCCCAACCCCCAUUUAGAGACAGAAGCACUGCAACUACAGCUCGAGGCUGGAAAAAAAAAGGAGAACAGAAAAGCACUUAAAAAAAACAGAAUCACAUAGUUGCGCUCCUAGCUUGCAUUUACAAUAGGUUUGAAUGGUAUCUCUCAGUUUCACUUCCCAAACUCACCCCUCCCUUCUAUAUCACAAUUCAAGCACAGCUUUGGCAGCUUGUACAUAUUCACAUUGUAAUGAGUUGUUGAAAGUAACGUCCGAUCAUGUGGUUGCGGCAGGAUGGGAGGUGGUGAAAGUUAGUCUUAAUAUUUGACAACACGUACUCCUGACGUGUGUUCACCUUAUUGAAUGGGUAGCGCUUUGCAUUAAGGGUGACUACCGGGGUAAUAUCAUGUGUGGUUACAUAGUAAUUACACUGAUAAAUACUCAACUACAUGUGCAAAUACAGUGCAAUUACAAAACACGCUGGUAAUGGCAAACAUUUUCCAUUUAGUGAUCAAACAUGUUACUGCAUUGUAACUACACAGCAGUAUGUGUAAUGACUGUGUUAUUACAGCGCAGUUAGAUACACUUCAUGUAAAGUUUUAUCAUUGAAUCAUUCUUUUUUUAAUUGUAAAAUAGCCAACAAAAGAUAUUGCUAGCUGUGAAAUCCCUAGGACCCUUUUUGUAUUACAUUUUAUAGAAUAUUUGUAUUUGCAUUCAAUGCGUUGCUUCCAAUUUUUCUCAACCCUGUUUUGGUGGCAUUCAUUCCACUGUUUAAAGUGUUUGAACUUUCAUACAAUCUAACCAGGAAAGGGGCAACAAACACAAGCUUCCAGAUCUCUCAAAUGCAAUCUUACAAUAAUACAGGAGCUACUUUGUGCACAAGGUGAACACACACACACACACACACGUAUAGUGUAAACGAGAUCUAUGUAUGAGUAUGUGUUUCAACAUGUUCAUAAAAAAAAAAAUAAUAAUAUAGCACUUAGACAAAAUUCCAAACACACUUUGUUUUACAAAACUUCAUGAAGGCAUUGGCUGAAGACAACAUCUACUUAUAGUAUCAUGUAUUUAUUUAAGAGGUUUCCAGAUAGCACUUUUAACACUGUGGUGUACAGACACUGCAAUGUACUGAAGUGUAGUUAUGUAAGUCAACGUUAAGGACCCAAUCAUUGCAAUGUACUGAAGCAUCGUUAAUGAAUCAAUCAUAACAUCUCUAAUCACAGUGGAAAGGAGUCUUUAAACCACUUAAAUUAGUAAAAUAUGAACUUCCAUGAUUUUCUAUAUUCUAAAGAGACUGAAAAACCCUGUAGCGAUGUUUUGAUUUUCAUAACCUUGGGCCCUUUCUAAAUGAUUUAAACAAGCCCAGCAUUUAAAUGCACCUCUCUUCAGACUGAUUGAAUAGACCCACAAUAAUGCCUGUUCAGAUCAGUUGAAUAGAGCCACAAUAAUACCUGUUCAGAUGGAUUGAAUAGACCCACGAUAAUGUACCUGCCUGUACUCCACGAGACAGUUACAGAGGCUGGGCUCUAUCCUCCUCUCUACAGGAUCGCUGGCCGUUUCUGAAGACACUCUGAAUCUGUAACUAGAAUCUCGAUACAGAUCACGCAGCUCAUGAAAUCAGUUCUCGUGUUUCCUUGUAACAAGGUGGAAACCUUUGGGAAAUCUGAUAAGAGAACCACAUUAAGAUUAUUUAAAGAGAUGGACCCGUGUCAAGGUGGUUUACAAGUGCAUAAGUAUCUGCAUUCACCAGUGUGGUCCAGAGCUCACUGCUGAUGCCCUAUCUUAAUCUGAGAAGGCAAAAGCACCAUUCCUGAAUGUUAAUGGUAGAUGCAGCAAGGGUGCUUGCCAACUAUCGUUUUUCACUGAGUCAAUGAGGAAUUAAAAAAAAACUAUUUUAAAAUGUUAUCUAUGCAACUUAGGGUGGUAAACUGGGAACCGCGAUUUCAAUGUCUAUGUGUAUCAUACGUUAGCAUUGGUUUGCUUACUCUGUAAUUAAUUACUGUUCAGUAACACAAACAUAUGACUACUUGAAUUGGUACAAAAUACACGUAUCAAAGGCACAUUCGGUUAGGAAGUCAUCCUGCAAAAAAAACUACAACAGCUAUUGAAUUAAACUAAAUGACAGCACUUCUGAAAGCAGAACUGAGUAAUUUAAAAACAUAAGGAAUCAUUUUAACCUAUGCAAGGCUUGGUAAAUGAUACUCGUGCAUUGGAUACAGAUGGGGUUGUGUGCUUGUUUUUCCUCACCCUUCGGAAGGAAAGCAAGCAGCUGGCUUGGAAGUGUGGCCAGGGAGCAUCGCAGCAGGCAGCACUCUACCUACAGCAAGAACGCCAAAACAUGUGCAAGGAAAUACAUCGUGAUAACAGAGUCUGCUUUAAAUGCGUCAACAUGGAACCAAAAAAUCAAGGGUUUUGCUUGAUUGAUAUUUGAAUUGCUCAAGGAAAAAAAAAAAACACACUGAA